Nezara viridula (southern green stink bug) is the source of this 756-nucleotide messenger RNA. Lineage: Eukaryota; Metazoa; Arthropoda; Insecta; Hemiptera; Pentatomidae. The record is from the annotation of a GenBank genome assembly.
AUGGCCAUUGCCGAAGGGAACUCCGACAGUGCCUUUUUCAGAAAUCCAAAACUGCCUCUGGGAAAUGAAGGAGUCGCAAUACAUAAACCUCUCAUGUGCUCCCUCACAUUGUGGCAUAUCUGGAAACGAAGCUGCAGACAGAGCACUCACAAGGUCAGGUCAAUUCAGCAGUGGCUGCAAAAGAACAUUCCAGAGUUCAUCUCUGAGUCGUAUUGGCUCUCAGGAAGCCCUGAUCUCAACCCACUAGAUUAUCGGCUUUGGUCGGAACAGGAGAGGAUGGCAUGCCACAAAGCAUACCCUAACUUGGAAAGCAUCAAACAAUCUCUGGUUCGAGUAGUUGAGAGCUUUCCUCAAGAAGUGCUGCAUGCUGCUAUUGAUGACUGGAUUUCUGUCAUCUUCAGAGUGAAAUCUGCCAAAGCUGUGAAAAUAACUGAUUUGGAUCUCUUGAAGCGUCUCGGUAUGAUUGUAACAACAUUCACAGUUCUCCUCCUCAUUCGUACCAUUGUAGCACCUCCUCUUGUCAUCGUUGGAAGAACUGCAGACGAUCUGAAGGCAUAUCUGUGCAAAACCGAUUGGUGGGACCAUUCAUUCACUACAAUACUGCUUCGGGACGCUGUUCUGCUGCUUCCGUUCAUCUGUCCAGCAUUUUCCAGUCCUCGCAGGUUUUUGGACUCGAAAUCAUCCCAAAAUCAUGGUCCGAAAGAUAUCCCUAUCCCUAUUCACCAUCUGAACCUCUCUGCUGUUAGACUUUUCUAG